AUGGAGACACGCGCAGAAUCUACAAAAUCGCACAGAUUGGCUUCGAAGAAGACCCAAUGCGCAUGCACGCCAACAGCAGUAUACAAGAGAACGGUGACCUCAACUGCGGAUUCCGGGACACCAACACCAUCGCAUAAGUCCUUUCUCCCGCAUUGGAGCUACAAGAAGAGCUCCAUUGCUGCCGCGGUAGUAUUCGUAGCUAUUACCACUGUGGCAUUCAUAGCCCUGACCGUCCUCCUCAUCAGAAGGCUCCGACAAUCCUGGAAGCGAUACAAGAAAAGGAAACGCGAUUACGCGAAUUCUAAAUACGCUGCAAUCUCUCCUCUCGACGACAACAUUGCUUCGUACUCAUUUGGCAGCACCCCGAAAAUCAGACGCAGCCGCGAAUUGUCGAUAUCUGACAAGAGCCGUCCAACUACUAAGACAUACGUCGCGGAAGAGGCAACGAGGCUGGAAGCCGUGACACGAGCACUUUGCGCAAACGCAGAUGCCAUGCCAGUUUCGCCUCUAGGCUCAUUUGUUGCUCCAAAGCAGUCAGAAGCCAGGCUCCCACAAUCGUCUGUGCCAGAGCGCCCAGGGAAAUCCGAAUUGCCCACGGAGCCAUGGCGGGCCGGCUUUGUUCCAAAGCAAGUGGUCGUUGUGUCUCCAUUGAAUCGAAUGGUGUCAGGAAAAGCAGCGGAGAUUGGGUGGCAAUCAUCGUUGAGAACCAUCGAUCAAUUAAGCUUGCUUGAACCGCAAGCCAGGCCUCAAAGGCCACACCGAAAAGCUCGGCGCGAGGUCCGCAACCAGACUCCAUCUACAGAUCAACUUUUCCGCCUUCCAUCAAUCGAGAGAAGCACGUCACCUCUUUUCGAAUUCUGA
Messenger RNA from Aspergillus udagawae, 861 nucleotides. RefSeq lists its product as uncharacterized. The record is from RefSeq and is a predicted model, not a curated record. Bases 1 to 861 code for a protein of 286 amino acids. The transcript has a single exon. Lineage: Eukaryota; Fungi; Ascomycota; Eurotiomycetes; Eurotiales; Aspergillaceae.